AUGGCUAACAGAUAUCCACCAAUCGAGUUGCUUCCAGCACGAGGCGAGGUUGUACGAGAAGAAGAUCUCAAGAUGAAUCAGGUUAGAAAGCAUCUUUACUUUAUAAAAUUACCAUUUUUAUACGGUUAAUAUCAUUUUGUAUGAAUACCUCUUUUAGCAUUUAAUGAAAGGCGCAGAAUUCGUUAUAAAUAAGACCUGGGACAAUAAGGACAUUGACCACGAUCCCAUCGAAAUCUCGAUGAAAUGGCACUUUGAGAAGAUUCCGAAACGACCUCACAAACGAGUAAUCAGAGUUAAGAUACAAGCUCCAUUGUUCGAUGACCCAGAACCACCUAACGACGGUACUGGAUACGUUUCUAAUGUGAGUUGUGUGUACCGUUGAAAAGAGAAAGUCAAAGACAAACUUUUACAAUUUUAACGAAUUUUCUAUCAAAAUAUACCUCAUGAGAUAAAUCUUACGCAAAACACAAGUUUCAAAAUUAUAUUUUUAAUGUCAUUUUUAGUUGUACGACUACGAAGUAGUGGAGUUCUUCUUUAUGAACGAGAAGGGACAAUAUCUGGAAGUAGAAGUAGGACCACAUGGCCAUUGGUUGGUGUUACUGUUUGACGGUUACCGGAAAUGUAUUAAUAAUGGAGAAGACAUUGAUCUGGAAGUCAAAAACGAGUUUGAUAUGGACGUUUGGAACAGCACGGUGGACAUUCCUUUGGCCUACUUGCCUGGAGGUAUGUAACUUUACCAAUCUUUUUGUGUUAUUACCGAGCAAUAUCUUGUGUUUGACAUACUUUACUUUGUAUUCUUUAGAAGUGACAAGGUUUAACGCGUACGCGAUUCACGGAUCUGGAGAUGACCGACAUUACGAAGCUCUAUCGCCGGUGACAGAUGGUGAAGUUAGUGCACCCGACUUUCACCUCAAACAAUACUUUCAAUUAUUCGAUAUACGACGAGUCGUGCCCGAAGGAUAUAACAGAAAAGCAUACACAGAUAUGAAAUACGGAAACAUGUGGGAUUCCGUCGACGAUGAAGAAUAA
Bursaphelenchus okinawaensis is the source of this 1029-nucleotide messenger RNA. Lineage: Eukaryota; Metazoa; Nematoda; Chromadorea; Rhabditida; Aphelenchoididae. The record is from the annotation of a GenBank genome assembly.